GAGCUGGUGGUGGCGACUGGCAAGUGGUGACACAGGCAAGGCAAGGCAAUAGGGCCCAUUACAUGAAUAGUGGUAGUACUUGUCGGCAGAUAAUAUUUGGACAAGUAACAAUAAUUUUAUAGUUUUUAAUUUUUUCAGAAAAUUUAGAAAAUGUUGCCUUCUAUAGGAAUAAUUUUCUUAGUUGGGUUUAAUUUAGUUUAUGCCGACAGUGUUCUGGAAUUAACUGAUCAAGACUUCUCAUCGAGAGUUGCAGAGCAGGAAACUGUGCUUGUGAUGUUUUAUGCCCCUUGGUGCGGCCAUUGUAAAAAGCUGAAACCUGAAUACGAAAGAGCUGCAGCAAUGUUAGAGGACAAUGAUCCUCCCAUUGCUCUUGCCAAGGUAGACUGCACAGAAGCUGGUAAAGAAUCAUGUAACAAGUUCUCUGUAUCUGGCUAUCCUACCCUCAAAAUUUUCAGAAAUGGGGAAGUUUUGAAAGAGUACAAUGGGCCAAGAGAUGCAGGUGGCAUUGUAAAAUACAUGAAGGCCCAGGUUGGUCCCAGUGCUAAGGAUAUCAAGACUGUUGAAGAAUUUGAACAGUUCAUCAGCAAAGACGAAGUUGGUAUUGUUGGAUUCUUUGAGAAGGAAACGGACCUGAAGGGAGAGUUGUUGAAAGCUGCAGACAAACUUAGAGAGAAAGUACGCUUUGGUAUUUCGACUGCUGCCGAAGUUUUAGAGAAACAGAAGCUAAAGGAUGGUAUUGUGUUAUUCCGAGCCAAGAACUUACAAAAUAAAUUUGAAGACAGUUCAGUCACUUACAGUGGAUCGUCUAGCAAAGCUGAUAUUGAAUCAUGGGUUGACAAAAAUUACCAUGGCCUGGUUGGACACAGGACUAAUGAAAAUCGUGCAGACUUCAAGACACCUUUAGUUGUUGCUUACUAUGGUGUUGACUAUGUUAAGAACCCUAAAGGCACAAACUAUUGGAGAAACCGUAUCCUGAAGGUUGCCAGGGAGUUCAGCAAAGACUUCAACUUUGCUGUCAGUGCCAAGGAUGAGUUCCAGCACGAGCUGAACGAAUACGGGUUCGACUACGUUCCAUCAGACAAGCCCCUGGUGCUGGCUCGUGAUGCCAACAACAAAAAGUUUGUCAUGAAGGAUGAAUUUAGUGUUGAAAACUUUGAAAAGUUCCUGAACGAUUUUAAAAAUGGCAACCUGGAACCUUACCUCAAGUCAGAGCCUGUCCCCGAAGACAACAGUGGUCCAGUUAAAGUCGCUGUUGCCAAAAACUUUGAUGAGGUGGUCACUGACAACGGCAAGGACACUUUGAUCGAGUUCUACGCACCAUGGUGCGGCCACUGUAAGAAAUUGGCACCUGUUUGGGAUGAACUGGGAGAUAAGAUGAAAAAUGAAGAGGUUGAGAUCGUAAAGAUGGAUGCCUCCAACAAUGAUGUUCCUGGACCUUACGAGGUUCGAGGGUUCCCAACCCUUUACUGGGCUUCCAAAGACUCAAAAUCCAGCCCAGUGCGAUAUGAGGGUGGACGAGAACUCAAUGACUUUAUCAAGUACAUUGCCAAGUCUGCUACCUCCGAGCUGAAGGGAUAUGACCGCAAGGGCAACCCAAAGAAAACCGAGCUGUAGAUAAGUUCAUCCUAACUCGUGGACUGUGAUGGCGUUGUGUGCAUCGAUGACUGAACAUUAUUUAAUAACUAGAGUGAGAAAUAUUUGUGGUUUUUUAAAGACAUGGCAGGGUUUGUUUCUUCCAGGUUGUUAGAUGUGGUAAAUGAUGAUGCAUUUAAAAUGGCUUGCAUUAAAAAUGCACAUAUAUUGAAUUGUCAAUUUUUACUAUUUGGAUUAACAGCUGGGGUGCAAAGUUCAUUGUAAGCAUCGUCUUAAGUUGUCAAGUAUAAUAAAAGAUUUUUUUACUUGGUAAAUUUGAUUUCUAUUUUCUUAAGAAUAAAGCUUUUUUAGUUGUUUGUGAAAGUUGGUAAUUAAUUGUAAAAAUUCAUUCAGAGAAAUGAUCAGAAUCAACUCAACAUCAAGGACACAGAAUGUUUUUUUUACCUUCACAAUGUUAUUUUGCAAUAUUUGUGUGAUAAUCCAAUCUGUUAGGUUAUCAGUGUUAGCAUAAAUUAUUAUUAACAAUUAGCGUAGAAUAUUUCAAUGGCACAUAUAGAAUGUAAGCUUUUUUAAAGAGGUUAUUUUGACAUCAGCUUUAUUGGCAAAAUUAAAGUUUUAAUUUAUGAAUCUCCAGAUAAUAAAUGAAUAUAUAACUUACAUAAAAGAGGUGCAAAUAAUUCAUGCAAGUCAUGCAGACAAGAAGUCAGAAAGAAAUCCCAUAGGCAUGUAGAUUGAACAAGAUUUUCUUCACAGCAAGACUUUUUACAGACAAUUGGUUGUAAUGAGAUGAGCAUUCAUGUACAUGAAAAACAUGUUGACUUAUGAUAUGUAAAUAAAUUGUCUUAAAUUUGGUGUCAAUAUUUUAUAGAGUGAUUACCAAUUAUUCCCUAAGCAUUAGAUAUUUCCCUUACUCAUUCCAAGAUUUUAAUUGCUGUUUGUAUUCUAUUAAUUUUGUUAAUAAAAGAUAUUUUCAGUA
This is a messenger RNA of Homalodisca vitripennis (glassy-winged sharpshooter), 2569 nucleotides long. RefSeq names its product protein disulfide-isomerase A3. Gene Ontology annotation, biological process: protein folding; response to endoplasmic reticulum stress. Bases 151 to 1614 code for a protein of 487 amino acids. The transcript is spliced from 10 exons. The record is from RefSeq and is a predicted model, not a curated record. Lineage: Eukaryota; Metazoa; Arthropoda; Insecta; Hemiptera; Cicadellidae. Gene Ontology annotation, molecular function: protein disulfide isomerase activity. Gene Ontology annotation, cellular component: endoplasmic reticulum.